AUGGUAGAGAGAGAAAGACCACGAAGCUCUAAAGAAGAAGACACGUUAGAAAGAAGCAUCAAGAAGUUCAAGGACGUCCACCACAAGAUAGAAACUCCCUCUGAGUUCCUGGGUAAUGGAGAUAAGAUCAAAAGCUAUAAAGACAAGCUAGUUGGAUCGAUACCAGGCACAUAUGAGCAAGCUUUUGGAUUUGACUUUGGCAUGGAGGAGGAGGUGAACUCUGAUGACGAGGAUGAUGAACUUUGUGAAGGUAUGGUUUCCUUUAAAUUUUCGAAAGAUGAAAAAACAAGGAUUUGUGCUCCCCGGGGAAAGGCUAUCAUUGUUAAGAUUUUUGGUCAUAGUCUUGGGUAUUCAUUCUUGGUGGAGAGACUGAGGUCCAUGUGGAAACCUGUUGGUAGGAUGGACUGUGUCAAUGUGGGUCACAAUUUUUUCCUUAUCAAAUUUGAGCUUCAGUCUGACUUGGAUGAGGUGAUCAAGGGGGGGCCCUGGUUUGUUGGUCAGCAAUUCAUAUCUAUCCACCAAUGGGAACUUGAGUUCAAGGCAUCACUUGCUUAUUGUUCGACUGUUACAGUGUGGGUUAGAUUGCCUGAACUUCCUAUAGAGUUCUAUGAACCACCCAUGCUCAAGAAAAUUGGAAAGACCAUUGGUCCAGUCCUCAGAAUUGAUUCUUAUACUUUGAACGGGGAGAAAGGACGUUUCGCGAGGAUUUGCGUUCAGAUAGAUGUCAACAAACCCCUUUUUAGAUCUAUAAAGAUUAGGCGGAUGAUACAGCCGGUGCAAUAUGAGGGCCUUAAUUCUUUAUGCUUUGCCUGUGGGCGUUUGGGUCAUUGGAAGGAUCACUGCCCAAUUGUGAUUAAGAAGCCAAAAUCACCUAUGGAAAACUCAGGGAACCAGACCUCAGAUUCUCCUACACGCAGAGAAGAGUAG
Molecule: messenger RNA, 927 nt
Organism: Quercus robur (English oak)
Lineage: Eukaryota; Viridiplantae; Streptophyta; Magnoliopsida; Fagales; Fagaceae
Exons: 1
Coding region: 1-927 (308 amino acids)
Molecular function (GO): zinc ion binding; nucleic acid binding
Source: RefSeq, a predicted model, not a curated record